GUGCGGCCGGCGAGGAGCCGGGAGGCCGCGGCUCGGAGUGAGCCCCGCCAGGUCGCGCUGGGGGCAAAGGGAUCUGAAGUGCAGCUGGGUCGGGUGGUGACUCUGGAGGGCUCAGGGUCCCAAAGAGACCGAGAGGACGAGAGCUGGCGGGGGAUCCGAAGAGCGGCGAGAGCGCUACGGGGGGGUGGGGUAGGAAAGAGGGAACAACCCUGGAGAUGAGACGGUAUGAAACUGGAGCUUGGAAGGGAGCCGGGGACAGAAAUGGGUGAGGCGGGAGACACGGUGGGGAUUGUGUGAGGUCUGGUCAGUUGGUGAGAUCCAGAGGCGUGCUGUUCUCAGGUGGGAUAGGUGAGGUGAGAAGGAAAGCAGGGAGGGGAGAAGGGGUCCUAGGGAUUCGCCCAGGGGUAGUUAGCUGCGGGGGAGGAGAGCUGAGCUGGGACCCAGCGCCUGGUGGGGAACAGGCAGAGUGGGGGUACGCUAGGCAGUGGGCAGGUGGGCUGAGGUGUGAGACUGGUAUGAAGUGAAGCAGGGAUCAGGUGGAGGUGAUAAUGAGUCUGGUUGGGGAGGCAUCUCAGAAGUGAGGCCAGUGCAGACUGAGGGUGGUCCCAGGGAGGGAACCCCACAGUAAGUCCUAGGCUCUGUCAGGGGGCUGCCCCUCCCCCAUGGGGGAGGCCUCUCCCUGGUGGUUGCUGGAGUCAUGCUGUCCCGCAAGGGCAUCAUCCCCGAGGAGUAUGUGCUGACGCGGCUGGCAGAGGACCCCACAGAGCCCCGGUACCGUGCCCGCGAGCGGAGGGCCCGCUUCGUGUCCAAGAACGGCAACUGCAAUGUGGCCCACAAGAACAUUCGGGAGCAGGGCCGUUUCCUGCAGGACGUAUUCACCACGCUGGUGGACCUCAAGUGGCCAUACACGCUGCUCAUCUUCACCAUGUCCUUCCUGUGCAGCUGGCUGCUCUUUGCCAUGGUCUGGUGGCUCAUCGCCUUCGCCCACGGUGACCUGGCCCCAGGCGAGGGCGCCUCUGUGCCCUGCGUCACCAGCAUCCACUCCUUCUCAUCUGCCUUCCUUUUCUCCAUCGAGGUCCAGGUGACCAUUGGUUUUGGCGGGCGCAUGGUGACCGAGGAGUGCCCUCUGGCCAUCCUGAUCCUCAUUGUGCAGAACAUCGUGGGGCUCAUGAUCAACGCCAUCAUGCUCGGCUGCAUCUUCAUGAAGACUGCGCAGGCCCACCGGCGGGCGGAGACCCUCAUCUUCAGCAAGCAUGCGGUCAUCGCCGUGCGCCACGGCCGCCUCUGCUUCAUGCUGCGGGUGGGUGACCUGCGCAAGAGCAUGAUCAUCAGCGCCACCAUCCACAUGCAGGUGGUGCGCAAGACCACCAGCCCUGAGGGCGAGGUGGUACCCCUCCACCAGGUGGACAUCCCCAUGGAGAACGGUGUGGGCGGCAAUAACAUCUUCUUGGUGGCUCCCCUCAUCAUCUACCACAUCAUUGACGCCAAGAGCCCGCUCUACGACCUGGCGCCCUGUGACCUGCACCACCAUCAGGACCUUGAGAUCAUCGUCAUCCUGGAAGGAGUGGUGGAAACCACAGGCAUCACCACCCAGGCCCGCACCUCCUACCUGGCUGACGAGAUCCUGUGGGGCCAGCGCUUCGUACCCAUCGUGGCUGAGGAGGACGGCCGCUACACCGUGGACUACUCCAAGUUCGGCAACACCAUCAAGGUGCCCACACCGCUCUGCUCGGCCCGCCAGCUCGAUGAGGACCCCAGCCUGCUGGACGUCCUGACCCUCACCCGUGGGCCCCUGCGCAAGCGCAGCAUGGCCGUGACCAAGGCCAAGCCCAAGUUCAGCAUCUCUCCAGAGUCCCUGUCCUGAGCCCUGCUCCCCUGGGCCCCCCUCCGCAUGUGUGCUCACGGCAGUGUGGCAUGGUAUGUAGAGCGGACGUGAUGUGGGCCCUUUGGCCGGCCGGGACCUGGUGUGAGGCUGGGCCCUCCUCAGCUCAGCCUCCCCGCCUGCUGCUCGCCCAGGGUGUUGCAAGGCACUUGUCACUAUUCUAUUUCUGGCCUCAGCGGGAGCCUGUCCUGAGUUAUUUUUGUCCCUGCUCCUCCCAGCCCCAACUCAGGACUGGCUUGUCCCCUUCCCUCUGCCCCAGGCUGGGGGAAUCUGUGGGAAGUGUCAGACCCUACAGCCAAGUCUCCAUCUAGUCCUGGGCCCCCACGACCAACUGGCCGCAAGCUGAGCUGGUGGCUGGGGAAGGACAGUCCCCAGAUAUGGGGUCUGCUGCUGUGUCCGUAGCCCCAAGAGAUGCCUGUGGUCAGGACCCGGCCCUCCUUGUUGCCUGAAAAAGUGAUGGAUGAAAGGGUGGGUCCAGCCUGCUGGGGAGGGCAGUCAAUGAGGGAGCACAGGCCAGCUGGAGGCUUGGAGAUGUGACACCUACACUGGGACAGGCUGAGGCUGACAGGGCUCCUUUCCAUGGGGCAGGCUCAGGCAGGGAGGAAAUGGCACCAGGAGGCUCAGCUUGCUGAGCUCUGCUCAGGCACAGGGAACAGGAGAUGGGCCUCUGUGCCCCGCCAUUUGCCCCUGUCUCCACAGCUUCUUCAAUGGGUAUGAUGGGCUAAGGCUGCUGCACCUGUCUGCUCCCAUUCUGUCCCCCACCCUGGGAGACUGGGGCGGGCCAGGGCAGACCCUGGCAUGCUAAGCUGAAAGAGAGGAGAGACCUGGGCCCACCACACUUGGCAAGCCUCCAACCAUAUUCUGGUCCUGGCUCCCCACCCAUGAUUGCCACCCACAUUGUCCAGAGGGUGGCUGUGGAGGGUCUUUGGGUUGCUGAAAAAGGAGACAUCGGAAGGCUCAGGAUGAUGGGGGUAGGCGAGGUCCCUGAGGCAAAGAAGCCCUCGAUCCUGACGGGCUUGACCCCAAGCCGGACUCUUGGAGCAGUGCUGUGUGUACUUGCCCAGAAUUCUGACUUCUCUGUUGUUAAUAAAGCCUCCCCCUUCGUGACCUAAA
This is a messenger RNA of Phacochoerus africanus (Common warthog), 2995 nucleotides long. RefSeq names its product potassium inwardly rectifying channel subfamily J member 11 (gene KCNJ11). NCBI's taxonomy places the organism in Eukaryota, Metazoa, Chordata, Mammalia, Artiodactyla, Suidae. Gene Ontology annotation, molecular function: ATP-activated inward rectifier potassium channel activity. The transcript has a single exon. Gene Ontology annotation, biological process: regulation of monoatomic ion transmembrane transport; potassium ion import across plasma membrane. Gene Ontology annotation, cellular component: plasma membrane. The coding region runs from base 698 to 1864 and encodes 388 amino acids. The record is from RefSeq and is a predicted model, not a curated record.